UUUACCUUCGACAACAGUGUUUGCGACACAGUGAAUGAAACAGCAACAAAUGUGACACCAUAGACGAUUGAAUGAAGCAACUAGCCUCACAUCAGGGUAGUGCGUGAAAUGUUCUUCGAUAUGGCCGUGAAAUUAUAUUUAACUGACGCGAGAGUAGGAUGCCGAAACAAAAGAAUAUUGGUUACUGCUGCACGUAGUAAUCGUCUUCGUGCAAAAUGUUGAAUAUUACAACUGAGAAAAACGCAUAGCAGAUUAUGAAGUCACUAUUAAACACUAGAAAUGAAAGUUUUGAGUUAUUUGAAUACGUAGUCCCUUAUAUUUGCCCUCAGCUGUGAAAACGAAAUGCAUUUUUCUGUUCUAAGUAAAUUACCACGUGCAACAUUUUGUAGCGGCUCUCAUAAAAUGAAAUAAAACGGUGAUACUAUUUCGUUACCACAAUGGAAAAUUCAGAUAAAUUCGGUAUUGUAAUGGAAAAACCAAAGACAGAGCCUCCUAAUAACGAUACCUUAAAUUACGAUUCAGAUUUGUCCCCACAUUGUCACACUGUCGUCUCAGAGCUGCUAGAUUUAACAAAAUGUGAUAGGUUAGAUGGUUCUGGUGUAUGUGAUACGCGAACAGAUUCUUCAGCAAAUUGGUCACCUCCAGAAAGCAUUUUGCGUCAGGCAUUAAUGUCAUUUGCCACAGCAGAGGAGAAAACUAUGCCGUGUUAUGAACACGGAAAAGACGACUUAAAAGACACAGAUGAAAUAUUUCAUGUGGAGGAUCUUAAAAUAUUUCCCCCUAAUUUCUUUAAUGAUAAUAUGGUGGCAAAGGCGCAUCAGCUUGAUUCUCAGCAAUUUACAUUCUUCCCGUCAGAAACCAACCCUCUGCUUCCUGAUACACUUUCUGCCGUUUCCCAAGUGUGUCCUCUGAACAACAGUACAUUUAUUGCAGCUCCACCUUUUGUGCCAUCAUCGUCAGUUGCUAGUCUUUCAGACUCAAGUCAGUUAUCAUUUGUCACUUCAGUUGCUCAGCAUACUGCUCCAACACAAAAUACAUCACACUUUUCCGUAACCUCUUCGUCCUUGUCCAACAAAUGUGAUGGAUCCUUGUGUGAUAUGGCACUGCCAUCUGCAAACACCUUUGUACCCAAGCAGGACACAUUUCCAUCAUCAAAAGAUGUUACUAUGGAUGCUGCUUUCUCAGCAGUGCCAAAGACUGAGAACAACCUAACCAUUGAUGACUCUGUUCCAUUACCCUUAUUGUCAAAUUUGAAAUCAAGUUUAUCACAAGAUAUUCCAGAAAAUCAUCCCAAUCCUUCAAAUCUUGAUAGGGAUGUUCUGACAACAGCUUUGUCUUCCUCUGCUGCCUUUGAUUCUGUCAGUGAUGAUGAAGAUGUACCUAAAUUCCUUGAUUCUGGAGUAUCUGAUGUGUGUGAGACUGAAAAUGGUAUAAAGAUUGACAUAAAAUCAGAUGAUUCAUCUGAUUUUAGCCACAAUUCAUUGAUGCCAUUACCAGAUACCAGGCACAAAAAUUCUGUCAGUCAAAGCACACUGUUGCCUAUGUCAAGUAACAUAAUCUUGAACAAAAAUGAGCAUUCCACAACAUCUGUUGAACAGAUUAUUUCAAUUCCUAACACGGUAUGUGGCAGUGAAUUGAACAUUCCACUUUCAGUUCCUGUCUCCUCUGACACAGUACACGUAUGUAAUUCAGUAAUUAGUGGAGAAUCUGGACAAGUAACUUCUGUAAGAGAUCCUCGCUUAGGACAAACACCAUCUUGGCAAAACCAUGGAAUAUCUAUGGCUACAUUAAGUUCAGCUCGUGACAGAAUGCUUACAGAAUGCUCAGUGUUUGGACCAAAUACAGCUGCCACAAAUAUUUCUGGCAUCAAUGUUACAGCUAUGAUGCAAGCUACAGGUGCUGUUCAAUUGUCAGACACGUCUGCACAGUCACUUGAUAUUUCUGCACAGUCCUCACAGUCUUCCGCACCUGAUCAAGUUACAUCUGUAGUCACCAGUUUCUCAGCUUUGGACUCGUCUUAUGCUGUGCAGUCUCCUGCAGAAAUUCUAUCUCAGCUGUCUAGAGCUGGUGCUUUCCCUGCGAUGACAAGUAGUCAGGUGUCGUCUGUGCUGUCAGCUCUGAAUUCAGAAUUUAAUCAUGAUUCUGAAACUGAUACUGGUCCACAAGAUGAGCUUAGUAAUGAACAGGUAUUGCAAGCACCGGUCAGUGUGGAAAAAGUUUCAACAACAACUCAGACUGAAGAUGUAAGUUUCACUGGUAAUAUAUGCCAAGAAAGCAAAAAGACGACAGAGGUGCACUCCCCCACAAUAGCCAGUGAUCAUCCAGAGAACACCACCAGUCAUUCAGGCAAAAGUAUUAAAAAACCAGAAGUUAAAGAUGGACCAAUGGCAGUCAGUACCAAAGAAAUGCCACCACUUGUGAAUCGCAUUCCAUUGUACACAAAAAUUGUAGCUAUUAUCUUGAAAACAACACAGGCUGAAGUUACAAAGACAGCAAUUCCAGUGGAUAACACAAAUACAAAAAAGAGUACUGAUAGUUCAUCUGUGGUUUCUGCUAAUCCAACAGACAUUGCCCACAAGAAAGAAGAAAAUAUAUCACCUCCAGCUUCCAUUACUAAGCAGGAAACUGUUAGUGUUAAGCCAAAAAGCAAAUUGUUGAAUGAAGAAAAACCAAGUAAUGCAAAACUGAGCUCAAAAUUAAAAAAGAAGAAGCCGAAAAACAAUUGGUCUAAACCAAAUAGGAACUGCUCUGCAAGACACGUCCAUACAAAAAAUUCCGCAGUCAAACUUAAGAGACGCAAAAAAGCUAAACAAAAUAAUGAUAGUUAUAUUUCAAAAUUUGUUGAAAAACUUUUCUGUUACAGGUGCAAAUUUUGUCCAUUCAUUAGUCUGCAGAAAUCUGCAGUAAGUUUACACAUUGAAAAGGAACAUGCGGCCAAUGUGGAAGCUUCAAGUGGUCCCAUGCAGUUAAAAUGUGUCAUCUGUCAGCGCAUAUAUGAAGGUGUGGCUCCUCUCAAAGAGCACUUGCUUAGUGUCCAUAAACUGACUGAUGAAAAAGCCAAAGAACUCGCAACUAGUUCACUCUUCAGGAAUAAGAAUUUAGUAAUAAAUCACGUUGCAGAGAAAGAGACCGCCGUUGUAGACAAGAGCGUUAAAAAUGAUUCUUCAGAGAUCAAUACCAAUGUUGCUGAGAAUAAUGAAAAACCAAAAGAUAAAACAUUCAUGGAGAAAAGUAGAAUAAGAGUAAAAAAUUUGGAGAGUGAGAAGGUUUCAUUUUCAGAGGUGUCACCUUCAGUGAAAGAGAAGGAUAGUGCAGAACAAGAAGUAGCAAGCUUUAAUGGUCAUGGAAAUGACUGUACCAGCUCACCUAUUUUAGACCAGACUGCUGCAGAUUUGACAGAUAUGGCUCAACAGAAUGAAGGCACUCAUAAAGUUAAUUCCUACAACUAUAAGCCUGCGUGGCUGCAGUGUCGUGUUUUGGUGAAAGAGGAUGGAGCCAUAGAAGCGGCAGAUGAAAAACUAAAAAUUGCUAGAAAACGUGGCAGACCAAAAGGAUCCAGAAAUCAAUUAACCUCUGGUAGUAGCAGAAAGAAAGCUUCAACAAAUUCAACAAAUGAGAAGGAGACUGGCUUCAGUUGUAACAUAGACAACUGUGCCGUCCGUAUGCGCUCUCUAGAAAACAUUGAGUAUCACAGACGAUGCCAUAAUGGUGCCCAGUACUCUUGUCCAGAAUGCAGCCAUGUUCACUGCCAUUGGAAUGGAAUGAGCACACACUUAUGGCGGACACAUGUAAUAAAUAUGGAGCUAUUUUCUUGUGAUCAGUGCUCUUAUAAAACAACAAGUUACAGCAAGCUGAUCAACAUGCAUAAACGAAUCCAUGGCAGUGAGCGACCUUUCCUCUGUGAUACGUGUGGCAAGGGCUUCAAGAAUACAAAACAGUUACGAAAUCACAGGAGCAUCCACUAUGCAAGUUCCAAAUCAAGGCAAGAGCAUGAAGGAGAAUGUGAUGUAUGUGGUCGAACUUUUUCCACUUUGCGCAAACUGCGACUGCACAAGGAUAACGUCCACCAUAAGGUCCGUCGACACCUGUGCAGUAACUGUGGCUACUGCGCGUCCUCCAUCAGCUCCCUGAAAAUGCACAUGAGGCAACAUACAGGUGAAAAGCCAUUCAAAUGCAAUGAAUGCGACUACCAGACCUCCGACCACAAUUCCCUCCGGCGUCACAAAAUGCGCCACAGUGGAGCCAAGCCUUACAAGUGCCCUCACUGUACUUACGCUUGCAUUCAGUCCAGUACAUACAAGGCACAUAUAAAAACCAAACAUCCAGGUCUAGAUAAUGGCUUGAUGUUUAGCUGCAACGAAUGUAAUUUUCAUACAGUGAAAGAAGAUAAUUACUUGGCACAUUUGGGAGAGCACAAACUGGGCACAUUUCCUGCCAACAAGAAGUUGAAGAAAUUGCAGGAGGAGGAUAGUGGAGGAUUUAAUUUCGAUAUGCCAUUUGAAUCAGAUUACGUUGCACACCUAGUUGAGCCCUUACUUGUGGACAGCAAUGGGAUGCGGCAACGUCUUCCAGAACUAAGUGUUCAUGCUGCAGAGACUAUUUCAGAUAUUCAGUUUCACCCAGGACGGGAAAAUGAACAAAUCAUGGGGGACUUCCAAGAACCUCGAGAGCUGAAGUUUAGUGUAUUGCAACAAGCAGCCCCCUGAAGAUACCAGCUAACAUCAUAUUCCUGACUUGACAACUAAAGGAUGCUAACAGUAAACUGUUCAGUAUGCCACUUAAUUCACUGUUACUUUUCACUGAUCCUGUCCUACGCAGUGAAUAGAAGAGCAAAUUCCUUAUCCUUUGACUUGCAUUUUUUGAACUAGUCUUUAGAGUCCUCUUGCUUCUGUUGUUUUUCUUGUUGUUGUUAUUACAAGACAUUAUUGUAUGCAUAAAAAUGUUUAAGUCACACAUAUGAUAGAGAUAUAAAGAAGUUGACACCGAGUCUCCACAGAACGUAAGAUUUAUUUUUUGUGAUCAAGAAUUAAAAAUGUCAAUGGAAAAAAGUAGUCUGUACUGAGUAACAAGAGGGAGAAAUAUAAUAAUAAUUAUUAUUAUUAUUAUGGUGCUCAGCUGGACAGAGAAAUGUAAGGUAAUUUGUGUGAACUAUGUCACUUGGGCAUCUGGAUAUUGAAAAUGAUGCACAAAGUUUAUAACAAUGCAUAUAAGACAAUGGACAGCACCAUAUGACAUAAAGAUGUGAGAAGCUGUCUAUGUAGAAGAUCCUUUACACUUAAUUCUCUGGGGAAAUUAUUCCUCUUUAGCAUCUCUCUUGUCGCGUAUGUUGAAUGGUUCACAUUUCAUUAUCUUUUCACAAAUUUUGUAUAGCUUGUUUUUGUUAUUUCUUGCACAAAGAAGGAGAUCUUUGGCUACAAAUCCCAGAUUCAGUGUCAGCUUUCAUAAUCACAGUGUAAACCAAUCUACAAUUUACUUUUCAGGUACACUGUUUCCAUUGCUAAAAAUUCUGCAACAUGCUUUGCAGUGGGUAAUAUUCACCUCUAAAUCCAUUUUUUGUGCCUGUCCUUUGAAAUCCUGUUUCCUUUGCUCUGUAAACAAAUACUUACUUUGUUCAUAUUUUGCAACAAAGAAUAUGAUUGCUAGAUGUUCUGCAACUUGGAUUCAUUGUUGGGUAUUACCCAUGGAGUAUUUGCAUUUGAAACAAGUCCCUGUAUAUUAAUGUUACAUUAUUUGUCCGACUAUAAGAUGGUUUCUAUUUUUUUUCCAUAAGAAGCUAAUUGCAAGGAUCUUCUCUAAAGACUUGGAAAUGUUGGGUACAGAAUCUAAACUUGCAUUAAAAAUAUACAAUAUUUUGAAAUAGCUACCUAAUUUAUUUAAUUUGCUAUUUCUCAUAAUAUAUUUUUUGCGGCCAAUAUGAUCUUCUGUUAAAGUACAUAAUUGUACAAGUUAUGUAAGUAUGGUAAAUGUUGUUACAUUCAUUUUUCAAUUCAGUGUUUUUCAUAUGAGACUGACAUUUAUUUUAAGGGGUUUAAUAUUACAUUAUUUUUAUGGGUUGUAAUUAAAAUAUAAUUUUUUAUUCUUCA
Messenger RNA from Schistocerca piceifrons (Central American locust), 6083 nucleotides. RefSeq lists its product as uncharacterized. The record is from RefSeq and is a predicted model, not a curated record. Gene Ontology annotation, biological process: regulation of DNA-templated transcription. The coding region runs from base 438 to 4706 and encodes 1422 amino acids. NCBI's taxonomy places the organism in Eukaryota, Metazoa, Arthropoda, Insecta, Orthoptera, Acrididae. The transcript has 11 exons. Gene Ontology annotation, molecular function: DNA-binding transcription factor activity, RNA polymerase II-specific; RNA polymerase II cis-regulatory region sequence-specific DNA binding.